This is a messenger RNA of Hibiscus syriacus, 345 nucleotides long. RefSeq names its product membrane protein PM19L-like. NCBI's taxonomy places the organism in Eukaryota, Viridiplantae, Streptophyta, Magnoliopsida, Malvales, Malvaceae. The transcript has 3 exons. The coding region runs from base 1 to 345 and encodes 114 amino acids. The record is from RefSeq and is a predicted model, not a curated record.
AUGGCGACUCACAGUGGGAGGGCUUGUAGGAGCCUAAUGCCUACUUUUUUAGCAGUAAACAUGGUAGUUUACUUGAUCAUACUCGGACUAGCUGAUUUAGGUGGCAAUCCGUCAACAAGCUUUAUGUUGAUAUUUGGUCUGAUCGGCAGCAUAAUCGGUGCUUGUUCGGUGAUAGCCGGUCUCUUUCAUCACUUUGCUUGGACAUAUUACAGUUUUGCUGCUUCAGCUUCUUCGGCCAUCGUUUCAUGGGCCGUUACCGCUCUUGCUUUUGGUCUGGUGUGCAAGGAGAUUGUACUAGGAGGUCAUAGAGGAAAACGCUUGGUAACAAAAUUUGAACUCCCUUAA